CUAUAUUAGAUCUAGAAAUUUCUAGAUAUAUCUGGAGUCUGGAGCAAAUAGUUGAAAUAGACUAGAAUUUCAAUCUGUUUUGAAAUGCCUAAGCCUAAGCAAGGCAGUCGACAUGGUAUAAAUUAUGUCAAAAACGAGGACCCUUCUUUCAUUAAGCAGUUCAAAGAAAGAAUUGGACAUAAAGAUGGUCCAACCUUAGAUUCAAAGAGAAAUUCCAGUAAUUUUGAAGAAGAAGAAGAAGAUGAUGAUGCACCAGAGAAAGAAGAUGAAAAACCAACUGUAGUAGUUAUUCAUGAAGGUGACUUGACUGCAGAAGAGGCUGAGAAGGAAAAGAAAGUUAUUGAAGAAGGACCAGCAAGGCUGGAUGAAAAAAUAACAUUCAAGAAACCAAAUAAACGAAGUCAAGACACAACAGAUUCCACCACAGACUCCACAGGCACAAUGAGCAGUGUGAAAAAAUCAAAAGAAUCCAAAAAAAAGAAAGAAUCCUUGUCCAAAAAAACAACAAACAAUUCCCUGCUAUCAUUCGGAGGGGAAGAUGAAGAUGAAUAAUAUUUGUCAAUAAAAUGAAAACAUUGUCCAAAAAAAAAAAUAAGGAACAAUUCACUGUUAUCAUUUGCAGGGGAGAAUUAAGAUGAAUAGUAUUUGUGAAUAAGAUGAAUAAUUAAUGUCUGUGUUUUAAGUUAGUAGUAAUACUUAAAAUGUAAAUUGUUUUUUUUUUUAUGUAAAAACUUGUAGUUUUGAAAAACGUUGAUUUCUGUUCAUUUUACAAAAGAAAAUUAAAAAAAAUGUUUUAAGUUAUAUAUGUUCAUUUAACAAAUAACGGUCCUAACCCUAAACCAUUUAAACAUAAAGGUCAAUCAGUGAGCAGCAACAUUGGAACAUAGUGAUGACACCCUAAAAUGCAUUCAUCAUGGAAAUCAGCCUAUUAGAAAGUUCAUUGGGUAGUUAAGUAGGAUCCUUACUUUGCCUUAGUUUAUGCAGCCAAGUUGUAACUGAAAUUGUAAAUUUAUCACAAUGACCACUUACUUUUAUCUCAUCAUCUUCUGGAGAUUUUCAUCACUUUGUAUUGGUCGCUUAUACUGUUUUUAUAAAAUUGUAAGUGAAUAUUGUUGUAUAACAAGUUGAAUGUGUGUAGACGCACUGAGAUAUUUGAAUUCUGUUGUUGUUGACUACAUGUUUCAAUGUGUUUGUGUGGAAUAAUGGACUAUUGAGAAAGUUUGUCUUCAGAAAAUAAAACACAUUUAAUAUAUAAAAAA
This is a messenger RNA of Biomphalaria glabrata, 1259 nucleotides long. RefSeq lists its product as uncharacterized. Bases 85 to 552 code for a protein of 155 amino acids. NCBI's taxonomy places the organism in Eukaryota, Metazoa, Mollusca, Gastropoda, Planorbidae. The record is from RefSeq and is a predicted model, not a curated record. The transcript is spliced from 3 exons.